Eimeria tenella is the source of this 349-nucleotide messenger RNA. RefSeq lists its product as uncharacterized. The record is from RefSeq and is a predicted model, not a curated record. The transcript has a single exon. Lineage: Eukaryota; Apicomplexa; Conoidasida; Eucoccidiorida; Eimeriidae. The annotation marks the transcript as partial.
AAAGUGCGCAGCAAAGUCCAGCGGCAGGGGGGCCCCCAGGGAGCAGUGCAGCGCAGCAAGGACCUGCUGCUGCAGCUGGCCGAAGGAGACCCCGAACUGCUGCAGCACAGCAGCUUCCAGCAGCAGCAGCCGCUUCAACUUCCCCUCCAGUGCUGUGCUGUUGGGGGCCUCGUGCUGCAGCGCCAACACCAAACAAAAUGCUGCGCAGCAGCGCAAACCCUCGGGGCCCCUGGGGGCCCUUUUGCUGACCCCCGAGCGGUCCAGGAUGGACACUGCCAGGUGUACAGACACCCGAGCCACGUCAGCAGCAGCAGCAGCGCCGAAGCACCGCUGCAUGUCAGCAGCAUAA